Messenger RNA from Malassezia vespertilionis, 3858 nucleotides. RefSeq lists its product as uncharacterized. The coding region runs from base 1 to 3858 and encodes 1285 amino acids. NCBI's taxonomy places the organism in Eukaryota, Fungi, Basidiomycota, Malasseziomycetes, Malasseziales, Malasseziaceae. The transcript has a single exon. Gene Ontology annotation, biological process: early endosome to Golgi transport; intra-Golgi vesicle-mediated transport. The record is from RefSeq and is a predicted model, not a curated record. Gene Ontology annotation, cellular component: TRAPPII protein complex.
AUGGCGGAUCCGCCUGCGGAGAGCGCCAUUACGGUGACGUAUGCGACGCAUACGUCGCCACAGUCCUCGACACUUUUGGCGAGUAUCACUGCGCUGCUCGACCAGCAGUUUCCGCUGCGGAACCUGCACUGGCGGCCGUCACAGGCGACCGUGGCGCUGCGCGGUGCAGUGGAUGCUUCUCUUCCGCAUGCACUGCGCACACUGCAGACGCUGCCUGUGCAGCUUGUCCCACUGCAUGCACAUGCGCACGCAGAUGCUCGCGCACCGAUUUUGCCGCGCACGCCCUGUGUACACUUGUUCUUUGUCGCAUGCGACGACAAUGACACGUACCGGACCAAAGUGCGCAACGAAGUGCGCAACUGGAUUGCGUCCCUUCCUGCGUACAUGCCGCAGGACUUUGCAGGAAUGCCCAUGCACGAUGCAGAUGGGCGCGAGGUGCCGGCAUCCAUUGAGCCCCAGUAUUUGAUUGUGCUCGUUCCGCCUAUACAUCAUGUUUCUGGCGAAGCAUCCAUCGCGAGUGCAGGACAAGCCACUCCUGCAGGCAGCAAAAGUGCAGCCGCCGCAGGAAAAGGUGCCAUGGGCCGCUUUUACAGCAUGAACAAAGGCACGGUCUUGGAAAAGCUCAAGGCGGACUUUAAUGCGUCGACGCAUGAGCGAGUUGUGCACCUUGCGAAACUGCAGCCGCACAGCGCGCCCGCCGCGAAUGCGGACCCCACGAUCUGGAUUGAGCUGAUUGCGCGCAUGAAAGAAGGCGUCACGCACACCAUCGGCCAGCUUGUCGAGCUUCAGGAUCGCAUCCUAACGACCUACAAUGCAAAUGCAGCGCACUCUGAAAACUCGUUUUGCGGCGCUUUUGUGCGGACAGAACGACUGAUUGAGACACUGGAAGGUGUCGAACUGCUGGAUGAUGCGCUUGCCUUGUACGACCAACUGGACAAUCGUUUGGCGCGCAGCAUUGCCGAGCACAGCAUUGAAUUGCCCAGCGUUGGCACCACCGAGCCUGGCGACGACAGUCUUUUACUGCUAGGCCCGCUGCGCAAGCCAUACCACGACAUGAUUUUGCGCGAGACCAUCUCCUUGUUUGAUUUGCGAUGCUACGUAUUUGCACGGCGCGCGAUGCUCCUCGGCACGCUUGGCCAUGUCGUCCAUGUAAUGCAGGCCACGCCCGCAUUUAUUGCGAGCGUUGCGCGAAUGCUUGCGACGCGCGCCACUCACCUAACUCCGUUUUUCAUCGAGUCGUGGUCUUUUUCAGUUGCGCUCGACGCCGUCGCGCAGUGCCAGGCGUGGCUGGUCGAGCAGAACAGCGAGGAGGAGGAUGCAUCGCAGCUCCAAACCUUCCACUCGUCCAAAGCCGCACUGUUGGAAGUUGCUAUUUGGCAGCUGAUGCGCAUUGGCAUCUAUGUGGGCUACCUACCCAACAAGGAGCCCUUUACUCUUGCCACGCUCCCCUCACUGCGAGCCCAGGACCAUGCCGUGACGCGCAAAGAGCUGGUAGAGGCGAUUGCGAGUCGCAACGUGUUUGACUCGCACUUGCGCAAUCUUAUCCAUCGCUCGGUGCUUGCCGCCUCCCUCUGCCACCAGCAGCACCGCAUGACGCGGCUGAAAUUUAUCCUGGGGUGCAUCGAGCUGGACCGCGCUGCGUUCCAGGACGUGCACAAUAUAUUUACCGGCCUUUUGCACACGGGCUUUUCGCCCGAGUGGGGCACCUUGCACUGUGCGCUUUACGCGCGCUACUUUGCCUGUCUUCGCGCACAAGACCUGGACCACGGGCCUGUCUGGGCCGAGCGACUCACUGCCGCACUCAGCGCCGUUUGCGCUACGCGGUGCAUGCCUGGCGCGGUGCAGGCUUUGGACGAGGAAGCACUGCUGCAAGGGCUGCGUACAACGAGCGAGGAUAUUGAUACGGAUGCUACGCUUGUGGGGUACAAUGGGUGUGAUAUCCAGCUUGCGUCCAAGUUUGCGUGGCGCGAGCCAAACGACGAUGGCGCAUGGCUGCGUGUGCACAUUGUAUCGCACCUCUCUUUUGUAUUGGACGUUGCGCAGGUCGGCGUGUGCGUCGCCAACUACCGCCAGGAACAGCUUUGGUUCCUUUGCGGCGCGCGCCAGCUCUGUCCGGGUCUCAAUGUCGUCGAUGUCUACUGCGCCACGCCCGCACAAGGCUACUUUCACCUGCAGACCACACAGCUGCGCUAUGGCACUCACGUCUGCCUGGAAAAUGUCGUGUACGGCACAGGCGCGCUUUCCACGCUCGCCGAUGCACAGCAGCACGAAUACGUACGCGCGCGCGUAUUUCUGCCGCCCAAUGGUGACACACUCGCCGUCCAUGCGGGCGUUCGGCGCGACGUGCACUUGGAUGCGCCGCACUGCGUGGAGCUGCGCAUCCAGCCUGGCCACAACAUGGUCGACGGCACGAUCCACCUCGAGAUGGAUCAGGACGUGCGCUUAGCCCCUUGGUCCGAUGCGGAGCCAUACGCGAUGCAGUGCUCAGCACCCGACGCAAAGCUAGACAGCUCGGCAGAUGGAUCGCUGCUACGCUUGUCCAGCAUUGCGCCGCAUUGCGAAUGCCGCAUUGUGCUCCCGCUUGCGAUGGCGCCGCGCACCGGACGAUUCGAACUGUCCGUGCUCGUACAAUAUACCACGGCGCAGAGCCAUCCCGAGGAGCAGCGCGCGUUUGCGCGGGUUUUGGAUAUCUGCUUGGCGCUUCCGCUUGGCAUCCAGAUUGAAGACCAUUUCCGCACCAAAUGCAUCUUUUCACGACUUACCAUGGAGUCCAGUGGCAAAAGGUACGUGCGCAUCUGUGCCCCAAAGCUCGACACUCCGCCAGCGAGCGCACUCGAGGUUGCGAUCGAGGCCGAGGACGCUCUUGUGCUCGCGCCAGGAAAUCCCAUUGCCUUUCUGCUCCAAUUUCUGCGCCGCGGAGCGGAACGACGCGCGAACGACGCGCCGCCUUUCCAGCUCACGGUGGCGUACCGCACGCUGCAGGACGAAGUGACCGCGAUGCUAUUCUACCUGCUUGCGCUGCAGCUUGUCCGCACGGAAAUUCCAACCAAUUGGACGCACGGCGACCAAACACUGCUGCAGUCUUCUUUGCGUGCGUUUGUGUGCGAGGCCGAGGCUGAGCAGCGGUGCGGAGAAGGCGGCAUGCUGUGCAUGCCGCCAUUUGAAGCGUGCGACUGGGAAAAGCGCGCGGCGCAGUUUGAGUGGCCAAGGGACAAGGCACGCUUGUUUGUGGCGCUUGUGCGUGCAGUGCUCGACGCAGUGCCCACUGCGGCGCUUUCCGGGGCCGUCGAGAGCACCAACGCCACGUUUCCACGCAUCGACACACCCACAGCGAUGGCUGCGCGUGUGUGGCAGGAUGCACAGGCGUGCUUCGCGUGGCGGACGCUUUCGGUGCCACUCUCGGUGCCGUUUAUGGACGCGGUGCAUGCGGUUUUCCUAUCGCCGUCCGAAACGCACGCCAAGAUGGAUUAUCCCAUUCAAGUCACAAUCACCAUCCGCACGACGCUUGCAUGGGGCGCGGCGGCGGCAGACGCAGAUCUCGAGUCUCCCGUGCAUCUUCAGUACAAUAUCCUCAACGACUAUGUUCAUUGGCUCGUUUUGGGCACCAAGAAAGGCACAUUUACCAUACCCGCCCACACGGAAACACAUCUACAUACUCUUACCGCCUCCUUGCUCCCUGUGCGUCCCGGCGCACUCUUGCUUCCACACAUUAGCGUCGGCCCUGUGCCUCCGACCGAGUCGACGUUUCGGUGCGAUACGUACAUGGCAAACGGUGCACAGACCCUCAAUAUUGUAGAGGAGAUUGGGCAUGAUAUGUACUGGGUCGAUCUGCGGCCCAUCGAAACGAUUUCUUCGUAG